Molecule: messenger RNA, 687 nt
Organism: Trichomonas vaginalis G3
Lineage: Eukaryota; Parabasalia; Trichomonadida; Trichomonadidae
Product: protein domain specific binding
Exons: 1
Coding region: 1-687 (228 amino acids)
Biological process (GO): signal transduction
Cellular component (GO): cytoplasm
Source: RefSeq, a predicted model, not a curated record
AUGUUUGAAGCUGAUAAUAGAGUUAAAAUGUUUUUAUCCAGAGCUAUUUUUGAAGCUGGACAAGUUACUGAUGCUUCUAAGAUAGUUAAAAGUCUUGCUGAAGCAAAUUAUCCAUUUACAAAUGAAGAUAAAACAUUAAUCGUCGAUAUUUACGAAGCUCUAGUUGUUCCUCUUCGUACAGCAGUAAUGAAUAUUGAUAAUGGUCUCGAACCUGAUAGUUCUGUACAAUCUGCUUUACAAGAACUUAAAACUUUGUUAUUAACAGGUACAGAUGACAUAAUCAAUAUCAUACAAAAGAAUAUCCUUCCAACAUGUGAUACUGAUGAAUCACGUGCAAACUUCCUUAAAGCACAAGCUGAUUUUCAAAGAUAUAGAGUUAUCAGUCUUCCUGCUGAAAAAAUGGCUGAGGCUGCAGAGCAAUCACAACAAUCAUACAAGAAAGCUCAAGACGUGUUAAAUAUCAUGCCAAAUCCACCAAUAGAUUUAUCCUUAAAAUUACAGUUGAAUCAGGCUAUUCUCUUGGCUGAUUUUCUCGGCCAGAAAGAUAAAGCUAUCGAAGACAUUACUCAGCUUCGAAAAGAUACAUCAUCUUCAUUUGAAAAAUAUUCAGAUGAUAUUAAGCCAAAAAUCAAUGAAAUUAUUGAUCUCAUGGAUGAGAAUCUUAGCAUCUGGAAGAAUGAAGAGUAA